Molecule: messenger RNA, 4399 nt
Organism: Dunckerocampus dactyliophorus (ringed pipefish)
Lineage: Eukaryota; Metazoa; Chordata; Actinopteri; Syngnathiformes; Syngnathidae
Gene: sox1a
Product: SRY-box transcription factor 1a
Exons: 1
Coding region: 2035-3153 (372 amino acids)
Biological process (GO): anatomical structure morphogenesis; cell differentiation; regulation of DNA-templated transcription
Molecular function (GO): DNA-binding transcription factor activity, RNA polymerase II-specific; RNA polymerase II cis-regulatory region sequence-specific DNA binding
Source: RefSeq, a predicted model, not a curated record
UGAUAUUAUGUUAGAUUUUGAUCAGUUACAAUUAUGACAACAAAUAUGACUAUUUGGCUACAUCACACAUGCAAAACCUUAAUUUUAAAAAAUAUAGAAUCCACUUUUAUGUGUUGUUUAAUUUGUGUUAUUUUGGUAUAGUGUGUGAACAUGAUCCAGCUCCCCCCGGUUCCACGUGGACAUAAACACUAAGUCAAACUACCAGAGUUUGUGACACAGCAAGUCAUGGUUUUUCGUUUCUUACCUUUUUUGUCAAGUUUACAGACUGUCUGGCCUCCUGGAAAGACCAGUUGACUGAUGCAGUACAUAAUAAGAUGUCAUCACAUUGUGCUACUUUAGUGUCCAAGCAAUGCAAAUUGAUUUGAAAAUGGAAUAAAGCAAAUGGUGUUCCGUUCGCCUUUAGUAAACUACAAGACCCACAAUGCACCGCAGGACAGGGGCAGUUGUCCCACUGCUGUGGGGCUAUUGUCAUACAGCUUGAAGUUCCCCUACAAUCAUCUUUCAAUGACAAGAAUUUGGACACUUACGCAAUUUUAUACGUAGGCCCAAACUGCCUUUAUGUGUGAGACACACAAUGGAUUUGAUUUUUAAAAUGUACUGGAUGUAUAAAUGGCAGCGUACCUUCAUUUCCACAGGCUGCUAGAGGAGUUUGGAUAUUUGGCUCUCAAUAGUUUCAUUGUCCAGAUGUGCUUCAUUUUCCUUGUUAAUUAACAAAUGAAGCACAUAAAAGUUUGCAGUUGAUAUCUGGAACUGAGUGUGACUGAAGCUAACAGAAGCUAUGCCAAUAAGAUCCCAUUAUAUGUUGUCACUGUAGAUUAAAAAUAGCAGAGCAACAGCAAAAACAUGAUAUGUGGCUCAAUCAACACUGCAUUGUUAGAAUGGCUACAUCCACACAUUAUUUUCAUCCAACAUUUUUAUUCAAAAUCCUGACACUUUGUCCAUUCACUUUUGAGCCGCUGAAAAUAAAUUGCAAUGGCUGUGAAAUAAAAUGGCCGUACUUCCUAAAUAGUCUAUGCCAGGGGUGUCCAAAGUGCAGCCCGCAGGCUAUUUGGGCCCUGCGGGUAGUUUUUUAUUGGUCCGUAUACACAAAGCAGGAUUAAGGCCACACUCAAAAGAAAAAAAGUUAGAGAAAAUUUAGCAUAUGCUAAUUUAUGUAGGGACGGUUUUAGCGUUUUAUAAACAAAAGGUGGCUGUGGAUUUGUCCUUAAAAACGUUCAACACCUCUGGAGUAACAUAAGGAGAAAAAGUUGGAAUGUUGAGGGAGGCUGUUUUUUCUUAACUUCUUAGCAUGGUAAAUUGGUUUUAGCCUUUUUUUACCAAAAGACAAAUAUGAAAGUACCCUGCAUCAUUGGAUUUUUCAAUAUGCCGUCUGUGCCAGUUGGGAUUAAAUAAAUAAAUAGAUCAAUUGUACAGGUCGUGUUUUUGUCUACACUUUCAUAACCUGAUUGUUUUAGUGCUUAUCCAUUUUGGUGGCCCAAGGCGAAAAUCCUAAAAACUAACUUCUGAACAUAACUGUAAAUGCACUUGAACAGAUGUCAAAUGUGAGAAAAUGUAACUUAAAUUCAUCCAACUUGUAUAUUUAUAACUUAUUUUAAAAACAUACAUGUAACAUGAAUGCAUGUUUUGUUGUUUAUUUGUUUGGAAAUGUUUCUUGCCUCCUCCUCCUCUUCCUCCUCUUCCAAUGUGUUGUACCUCUGCUGGAGUCAGCUGACCCUGCAGCAUGCAAAUGAGGCUGCAAGCUUGCUCCUCAUUGGCCGCCUGUGCCUCAUUUAAGUGCUGUCAGUGCUGGCGUCACAUGGCCGCCGCUGCAAGCAACUUGUCAACUCGGAGUGUCUUCAAUGUGCAUUUUGUCACAGUGGAUGUGAAGCAGCAGGGCGACGGCUGCAGCCCCCAUCCGGAUUGGAGAGCAUUUUUGGGGGGAAUAUUGCUUUCACUUUGGGCUUAUUUAAAGACUACUGACACAUCCCGUGUGAGAUCAUCUCAUACAACUUUUUUUUUUCUUGCUGGUGAAGUUGUCCCAGAAAAGCUGCUUGAAUGUAUAGCAUGAUGAUGGAGACCGACCUCCACUCCCCCGGCCCCCAAACCAACACGGCCGGGGGGCAAACGGGGCCCAACGCGGUCUCCAAGGCGAACCAGGAACGGGUGAAGAGACCCAUGAACGCCUUCAUGGUGUGGUCCCGCGGUCAGCGCAGGAAGAUGGCGCAGGAGAACCCCAAAAUGCACAACUCAGAGAUCAGCAAACGGUUGGGGGCCGAAUGGAAGGUGAUGUCCGAGGCUGAGAAGCGGCCCUUCAUCGACGAGGCCAAGAGGCUGCGGGCCAUGCACAUGAAGGAGCACCCGGAUUACAAGUACAGACCCAGGCGGAAGACCAAGACGCUCCUCAAGAAGGACAAGUACUCCCUCGCUGGUGGACUGCUCACAGGAGCCAGCGGAGCCGGCGGCUUAGGCAUGGCGUCCUCCGCGGUGGGCCAGCGACUAGAGAGUCCGGGGGCGCCUCACGGCGGCUCCGCCGGUUCUGGCUACGCGCACAUGAACGGCUGGGCGAACGGUGCCUACUCGGGACAGGUGGCUGCAGCUGCGGCCGCCGCUGCCAUGAUGCAAGAGGCGCACCUCGCCUUCGGACAGCACCCGGGCGGAGGCGCGCACCACGCACUCAACCACCACCACCCGCAUCACCACCCCCACCACCACCACGCACACCCGCACCACCACCAUCACCACAACCCUCAGCCCGUGCACCGCUACGACAUGAGCGCGCUCCAGUACAGCCCCAUCUCGAACUCGCAAAGCUACAUGAGCGCGUCCCCGUCCGGUUACGGCGCCCUCGGCUACACGCAGCACCAAGCCUCCGCUGUCUCCUCUUCCUCCUCCUCCUCGUCCUCCUCGUCCUCCGCCGCCGCCGCCGCUGCCGCCGCCUCCUCCAUGGGGACGCUGGGCUCGCUGGUGAAGUCCGAACCGAGCGUGAGCCCCCCGGUGACCGCAGCCCACCAGCGAGGCCCCUGUCCCGGGGACUUGAGGGAGAUGAUAAGCAUGUACUUGCCCACCGGGGACCCGGGGGACCCCGCCAUGCAGAGCCGGCUCCACGCCUUGCCGACACACUACCAGAGCGCCACGGCCGGAGUGAACGGGACGGUCCCGCUGACUCACAUCUAAGGACCCCCCACCCAACCCCUGAUUUAUUAUUCAAUCAUUGGAAACUGCAAACGAACACAUAACCAAAUAUUUACCUCUUUUUUAGCCCCGCUCCUGUCAACUACCUGCAUUUUGUACAGAAUGUUUAUCACAUUGUAAAGCAAGGCUACAACAUUCUUAGUUUUCCUUUUUAAAAGAAUGAGGAGGGGGCUCAGAUUUGAUUAUUUUAUUUUUUAGUUAUUGUGCUAUAAUCCUUUUAAGUCUAAGCUACGCCUGGUGCACCUUAGACACCCCCCCCCCCCCCAUUUCUUGUAAGUUAUUGAAAAAAAUGUCUACGAUAUUAACAGAAAGUGCUUUUAAAAAAAGAAAGAAAUGGGAGUUUUUAAAACUUUUAUUUUUUUUGUGUUUCCACGUUUUAUUGUAACGGUCCCUACUUGUAAAAUUGUGAAUAAUUUUAAUAUUUGAAAGAAAGGAUGACUUGGCAACGUGCUGUUUUAAUUGUAACUUAUGUGCUUUCCUCCGCAAGAGAGGACAGCCUUUAUUACAAUGACACACGCAAAGAAUGGAAUAAAUUUCACAAGAUGUUGCUUUGAAGUCUUACGUUUGGAUACGAAAAUAUUAGAAUUUUAAACCCAACAGAUGGCUUCUCUCUGUAGGUUUUAAACUGCUUCCACUGCUCGUGCGUAAUGGGACGUAAAACAUUCCUUGUAAAACAACAUCUAUUUUUAAAUGUUUCCUGGGAAUCAAAUCUUACUGUUAAAUCACGUCUAAUUUAUUACGCUCAUAUUUGCAAUGCGAGGCCAUCAUGAUAAACCCUGAUAACAUCCUUUCUUUUCCAGGUUGGUAAAUAACUGUCACAGUUUAGGCCUCAUCCCUCGAACCACCUGCUCGUGUUAUUGCGGGAAAUAUGUCAUUUAAGUGACAUGAAAUAUUUACAUCUAGAGGAAGUGAUAACUGUAUUGAAUUGGCUUUUUUCCUGGCAGUAUUGAAAAUGGCCUGUACAAAUAUUUUGUUCAUAUUUUUAAAUCUCAACUGCUAAAGCUGCUCUGCACGUAAACGUAAUUAUUUUUUCGUUUAUUUUGCAUAUCAUAAAAUUAGGCAAAACGCGUACUAAAUUCCAUCCGUCCAUCCAUUUUCUGUGCCGCUCAUCCUCACUAGGGUCGCGGGGGUAUGAUGGAACCUAUCCCAGCUGACUUCGGGGGAGAGGCAGGGUAGCCCAUCGCAGACGCAUACUAAGUUGUCAAACUUUUUGUCAAUUGUAAUGUAA